AUGUCGUCGUUUUCCGAUUACAUCGACCUUUCCCAGCAAAGCCUGCAAGUUUCUGCGUUGGCCGUCGCCUUCAAUCCCAUUUUCUGGAAUAUUGUCGCGCGACAGGAAUAUAACAACCACUUCCUAACCCGCAUAUUCGGAAGCCCAUACUAUGGCUGUUACUUCCUCGCCGUCACCAUCUUCUCCUUGGGAAUCUUCCGUGACCAUCUGUACUUGACUGCCCUGCAAGACCAGCCAUACUACGAGCCCGUGCACCAACCGUACAUUGCCUACGGGCUUUUCGCCGUCGGAAAUACCCUUGUCAUCUCGAGCAUGUGGGCUCUUGGUGUCACUGGAACUUACCUCGGCGACUACUUUGGCAUCCUGAUGGACGCCCCGGUCACCGGCUUUCCUUUCAAUGUGUCCGGCUCCCCCAUGUACUGGGGCAGCACGAUGAGCUUCCUGGGGACUGCGCUGUACUACGGUAAAGCCGCCGGUUUGCUUUUGACUCUGGAGGUUUUUGUCCUCUACUGGUUUGCUUUGAAGUGGGAGGACCCCUUCACCGCGGAAAUCUACGCCAAGCGCGAGCGCGAGAGGGCGAAGAGCGCAAAGAGCUCCUAA
Messenger RNA from Talaromyces rugulosus, 600 nucleotides. RefSeq lists its product as uncharacterized. Gene Ontology annotation, molecular function: S-adenosylmethionine-dependent methyltransferase activity. Bases 1 to 600 code for a protein of 199 amino acids. Gene Ontology annotation, biological process: phosphatidylcholine biosynthetic process. Lineage: Eukaryota; Fungi; Ascomycota; Eurotiomycetes; Eurotiales; Trichocomaceae. The record is from RefSeq and is a predicted model, not a curated record. The transcript has 5 exons.